Molecule: messenger RNA, 587 nt
Organism: Cokeromyces recurvatus
Lineage: Eukaryota; Fungi; Mucoromycota; Mucoromycetes; Mucorales; Mucoraceae
Exons: 1
Coding region: 38-532 (164 amino acids)
Cellular component (GO): mitochondrion
Source: RefSeq, a predicted model, not a curated record
UUUUUUUUUGUAUUUCCUUUUUUUAUUUAGCUUUACUAUGAUGCUAUCGAAUACAACCAAACGCUUUUUUAAUAAAACUGUAUCUAAAAUAUCUUUUAAUCCUUUUAUAACCAAACAUAAAAUAUCUUCAGUUAAUAUACCACCACCACAACCAAAAUUAUCAAAGACAAGGCAAUUUAUAAAGAAAUAUGGCUAUGUAGGCUUAAGUGUUUAUUUAAUAAUAGGCGCCAUUGACUUGAGUACAACAAUGGCUGUUAUUAGUAUCAAGGGAGCUGAUCGUGUAAAAGAAGCAGAACACUAUGUGACAAACAAAGUUAAAAAUUGGAUUGGUUUAUCAACAGUUGGUAAAAAAAAUAAUCAUGAACUAAUUCAACAACAGACAAAGCCUUCUCUUACUUCUAUCUUUGUUAUUGCUUAUGGUAUACAUAAAACAAUUCUUUUACCCUUACGAUUAUCUUUGACUGCUGCUAUUACCCCAGCUGUCGUUAGAAAGUUAACUCGUCUUGGCUGGCUCUCUAUUAGUAAAAAAUAAAAAAAUAUCAACUCGUUAUAAAUACAUAUUUAAGCAGUCUUUAUUUUUUUUUUAU